CUGUUCUCACGAAGGAAGAAAUGAGCUGCUUGAAACUGGAGCUAAAGAUGUGAAGCGACAUCAGAAAAAUGACGCCCUUAAUAUUUCUGAUUCUAGUGGGAAUUGAAGGAUCCACCGCUGUGACCCACUCUCUGAAGUAUAUCUACUCAGCAUCUUCAGGAAUAGAAAACUUUCCAUCAUACGUCUCUGUUGGGUUUGUGGAUGGAGUUCAGAUAAGUUACUGUGACAACAUCAUCAACAAAACCAUCCCUAAACAGGACUGGAUGAAUAAAGUGACUUCAGAACAUCCUGAUUACUGGAAGGAGGAAACAGAGACAUGUCUGGUUAAAGAGCAAAUCCUCACAGCAAACCUAGAAAUUGCAAAAAAACGUUUCAACCAGACUGAAGGAGUUCACGUCUUUCAGCAGAUGUAUGGCUGUGAAUGGAAUAAUGAGACUGGAGAGGUCAAAGGUUAUGAUCAGUUUGGUUAUGAUGGAGAAGAUUUAAUCACCCUGGACCCACAAACACAGGAAUGGAUCGCUCCAAAACCACAAGCUGUGAUCACCAAACAAAAGUGGAUUAAUGAUAAAUAUGAUGUAGAAUAUGAGAAGUCCUACUUAACUCAGACAUGUGUUGAGUGGCUGAAGAAAUAUGUGAAUUAUGGGAGAAACUCACUGAUGAGAACAGGUAUUACAAAAUAUCUGGAGUGGAUUAUCUCACUCAAUAACCACGAGGCUUACAGUUAUUUAAAAUGUAUCUCCUUAAAAUAUUGA
Poeciliopsis prolifica (blackstripe livebearer) is the source of this 752-nucleotide messenger RNA. RefSeq names its product H-2 class I histocompatibility antigen, K-K alpha chain-like. Lineage: Eukaryota; Metazoa; Chordata; Actinopteri; Cyprinodontiformes; Poeciliidae. Gene Ontology annotation, cellular component: external side of plasma membrane. The transcript has 4 exons. The record is from RefSeq and is a predicted model, not a curated record. The coding region runs from base 69 to 752 and encodes 227 amino acids. Gene Ontology annotation, biological process: immune response.